UUUCUGUCAAUCUCACAAAUCUGUUAUCUAUAAAAAAAGAGCAUUAAGAAUAUCGGGAACACCUUGUAUACUACCUGGUAUCAUUUUAAGUUAAAAUAUUUCCUUUUUCCUUAAAUUGUUUAAAAUAUUGUAUCUCAUGAAUUUAUUUAGGUACUUCGUAGAAGAAAAGUUUGGUUCAAAAUUUGUUGAAUCCAGAUCUCCACCUUUUCAUAAAUCCUUUGAAGAAACUAGUUCAAUCACGCCUAUAUUUUUCAUUCUCUCUCCAGGCGUUGAUCCGUUGAAGGACGUUGAAAAACUGAGAAUGCAAUUGAGUUUCACUUUUGGAGGAAGAAAUUUCCAUAAUGUGUCACUGGAUCAAGGUCAAGAACCCAUUGCUGAAGAAACCAUAGAACUUUCAGAGAACGAAGGCCACUGGGUAAGUUUGCAAAAUGUCCAUUUGGUGAGGAAAUGGUUGCCUGCAUUAGAAAAAAAGAUGGAACAAUGCUCGAAGAAUCCACAUGAUGAUUAUCGAUUGUUCAUCAGAGCGGAACCCAGUCCUGAUCGUCAUGAAUCAAUAACACCUCAGGGUAUACUGAAAUCAGCCAUAAAGAUCACAAACGAACCACCAUCUGAAAUUCAAGCAAACAUCCAUAAAGCAUAAACAUCCAUAACUUUAGCCAGCAAACUUUGGAGUCCUGCGGCAAGGAAACCGAAUUCAAAGCAAUAGUAUUCGCACUUUGUUAUUAUCACGCUGUACUUGCAGAACGUAGAAAAUUUGGAGCGCAAGAAUGAAAUAGGAUCAUUUCUUGGUCUUCUCCGGGAGACGACCCCCACUACGCUCGGAUCACGCCAGCGUUUGCGCCUAUGAUCACAUAUGCCGCAUUCUUUUGAAACAGGCAGCCGAAAUCAACGUUUCUGGAAGUCGCUGCUUGGAUGCGCUCGUCGAUACACUGUAUGUCCCUCGUCCGGAAGACAAGGCGAUCCGCCUGCGACAUUGUAUGACCGCGAGCGACGGCCAGAAACACGACCUAUGCUAAAACCUCGCAGCAUAACAGAACGUACAUCUCCCUCUUUUCGAUACUAUAUAAAUAUGAUAUUAGCAAUGAUUUUCGGCAAUUUUUUCAAACAACACUUUCCGUAGAAUAAUUUUCUGAUUAGUACAAUGUGAUUUAUUCUCAUUCAAAAUAUGUUUAAACAAAUUUAUAUAAUUAUAAUAAGCUUAUAAGUUAUAUACUAAAUUUACACAUAUAUGUAUGUUCAAAAAACCAUUUUCUUUAGUGUCCUAUCCAUUCAACUUCGAUGAUCUAGCAAUCAGCGUAUCUGUAUUAUUUAAUUAGCUGGAAAAUAGUAUCAAAGUACCUUGGGAGGAUCUUCGUUACUUAUUUGGAGAAAUAAUGUAUGGAGGCCACAUAACAGAUGAUUGGGAUAGAAGACUAUGCAAGACAUAUUUAGUAGAAUAUUUGAAAACGAAAUUAGUUGAAGGUAUAUAUGGUAAUUCACAAUUAUAUUUCCAACAUAUUCGGUAUAUUAAAUCUUUUUAAAUACAAUUUUUUCUAUAAAAUUUUAAGUUUGUACAUUCUUUAUUGGUCUCUUCUUACAAUAAUCAAAACUUUUUAAUAGUGAAACAAAAUAUGAUUUAUAUCAAUGUAUUUGCUUUAGGGAUGCAUAUAAUUCUUUACUAUUUAAUGAUUACUAUUCGUUUUCUUUUUUUAUUUUGUAUAUAUUUGAGGUGUUGGUAGUACGUGUAGAGUGCCAAAGAAAUACUCGGCGUUUUGUUUAACGGUAUAUUUAUUCUCGCUUAACGGCUUUGUUACAAGUUUCGACUCGCGACUUGAGCGAACGACAAUUUGUUCACGUUUCUCGAUUUCGACUGCUCAACCACGCUUCUCGGUCACUACUCAUCUCUCAAUCCAUUUCGUUUCUUUUUGUCACCUCUCAAUAUCGAUGGCUCAUCAGGCCUGUCGACACUUACGCUUCGUCGCGAUCUUGCUUAUGUUUUGUCGGUCUCUCGUAAACAGUCU
Messenger RNA from Bombus terrestris (buff-tailed bumblebee), 2000 nucleotides. RefSeq names its product dynein beta chain, ciliary-like. The record is from RefSeq and is a predicted model, not a curated record. NCBI's taxonomy places the organism in Eukaryota, Metazoa, Arthropoda, Insecta, Hymenoptera, Apidae. Gene Ontology annotation, molecular function: dynein intermediate chain binding; dynein light intermediate chain binding; minus-end-directed microtubule motor activity. Gene Ontology annotation, cellular component: dynein complex. Gene Ontology annotation, biological process: microtubule-based movement. The transcript is spliced from 4 exons. The coding region runs from base 137 to 640 and encodes 167 amino acids.